AAUUAUACCUAUUUCUAUCGUUGGCCACAAAAUCUCAGAUUCUCUUUUUUUGGUUUCUGGCUAAAUUUAUUUUAUUCCUAGAUUUUUGUAAUAAAUUAAAUUGUUUUCUUUUAUUCGGAAUUCAACUAUUCGAAAAUGAUAUUGUCCCCCUCACGAAAUAUCGGUGUUUGCAAAUUUAGGUCGUUUAUUCGACUUGGAUCUGCCGUGCUUCUAAAUCGACCAUUUCGAAAUUACUCAGAUUCCGAUAAGUGCGAUCCUGAGCCAGAGCCAAAGUGUGCGCCACCAGUACUGAAAGAGUAUCCAUGUGGCUUGAAACCGUCGCAGUUGCAUAUUCCAAAGCCGACGCCCAAGCGCCCGGAGCUGAUAUCAAUGUGGAAGUUUGAAGACUGUGAGCCAGAACUGUGUAAAAUGGAUCUGCGCUAUGACAUGAAGUACUAUCGCAUAACUGAUAAGCGGAAGCGCAAGUAUCAAGUGACAUGGAACGAAUGCCCUCGUCUCCUCAUCAAGCCCAAAAAGGUGUGCCUCUAUGAAAAAUUGAAGCGUCCCAAGAUCGUUCGCCGUAAGCGUAAGGCUCACUCUGGGGGCGGCAGUGCUGCGGAGGUCAAGACUUGUGCGAAAGAGAAAUCGAGGAGUACGUGUGUGUAUAUUAAAGCGCCGUGCUGCAAGGUUGGACGCAAGCCGCCAAAAUGCAGAAGUGCAUUCAAAAGUCUCGGAGGAUGCACGAAACGUAAAGCGCCGUAUCCCAGUUUUUCGGAGUGCAAAAAGGAUCCACCACUUGAAGUACCUCCCACCGAAUGCAAGUGUCUUCUCACUCCAGCCACGUGCGAUGCGUGGGCAGAAUUAAGACGACGUUACGCUAGAGGACAACCCCCUGCGAAGCGAUGUGGUGAAGCCUAAACUAAAAUUGUGUCGGCGAAAUCAGGAGAGCUAUUUAAGUUAUAACUUAUAAUUAUAGUUAUAUUUAAAUCCUAUUUUGUAUAAUUGUAAUUAUAAAUUUUAAAUUUCAAGUUAUAGGUAAAGCCAACCGCAUAAUUAAACAAAUUGAUUUAAAUUAUAAAAUUAACAUAA
Drosophila albomicans is the source of this 1068-nucleotide messenger RNA. RefSeq lists its product as uncharacterized. The record is from RefSeq and is a predicted model, not a curated record. NCBI's taxonomy places the organism in Eukaryota, Metazoa, Arthropoda, Insecta, Diptera, Drosophilidae. Bases 136 to 897 code for a protein of 253 amino acids. The transcript has a single exon.